CACACGGAGCUUUGGUCGUGGCUCUCCUUGCCAUAAUCGGUGUGAUGACAGGUUUUGCCAAGAAUAAAGCGCGGGGACGCCUCCCUUUACCUCCUGGUCCAAAGCCCCUGCCCAUCCUUGGCAACCUGCAUCGACUUUCCUUGGAUCACAUACGAAGAAUGGAGUGAUACCUAUAGUCUACCUUCCCCCUUCUGUGAAAUCUCCGAUGUCUGAUAGAGUUCUAGGCGACAUUGCGUACUCUCGUAUCCUCAAUCAGGAUGUUAUCAUCUUGAACUCUGAGAAGGUAGCGCGAGUACUGCUUGAGCAGCGCUCAAGCAACUAUUCUGACAUGCCCCGCUUUGCUACAUUGGAAUUUCAAGUAACAUGAUCCGUGAUUUGAGACCUACUCAUACUGCUGCUCUUCAAGGUUUGGUAUU
Molecule: messenger RNA, 416 nt
Organism: Suillus paluster
Lineage: Eukaryota; Fungi; Basidiomycota; Agaricomycetes; Boletales; Suillaceae
Exons: 1
Source: RefSeq, a predicted model, not a curated record